Molecule: messenger RNA, 1260 nt
Organism: Zingiber officinale
Lineage: Eukaryota; Viridiplantae; Streptophyta; Magnoliopsida; Zingiberales; Zingiberaceae
Exons: 3
Coding region: 57-983 (308 amino acids)
Molecular function (GO): protein binding
Source: RefSeq, a predicted model, not a curated record
GCUUUCUCCUCCUGUCGCCUGUCAGAUGUUCGACGCAGUUCCUCACUGAGAUCUCGAUGAUGUUGAAGAGCUCCUCCACGCCCAUCCUCGGCUCCCUCCACCUCUCCGGCGACGGACUCAGCGCCCAACACCUCCACCCUGUUGCCUGCCAGUUUUCCCCCGCCUCCGACGGCAUCCAGGACCCCCCUCUCGGCAUCCGGCGAACCCGCUCAGACGGAAACGUCCUAUCUAUUCUUUCCGAUGAAGAGCAUCGCCCCCCUCCGAAAUGCUCUUCUUCUUCCUCUCGGCGCUCCAGUUCUUUCCUAGAGCCGAUCCCCUCUUUAUCCCUCUACAAGACUGACGCGGUCGCCGAGGAGGAAGAGCAAGAAGGAGAGGACGGCGGUGCGAAUCGAGAGGCGUCUGACACCGUGGGCUCUUUGAGGUCGAUUGAUUCGGGCAGCGCCGCCCUGCCGCCUCUGUUCCUCGCGAGAGGACUCGGGAUCGACAGGGUUGGGUCGGAUUUGUUCGCCGCCGUGGACUGCGGCAUCUGCGGCGACUUCGGCGGAUGCGGCGGGGGAAAUUGUGACGUGUUGACUGGGAGCGGAGGCGAGCAGUCGGAUGCCGAGACGUACUACAAGAAGAUGGUGGAGGAGAAUCCGAGCGACGCUCUGUUCUUGAGGAACUACGCAGAGUUCCUCUACCAGACGAAGAGGGAUCUCAGAAGAGCAGAGGAAUACUACUCCCGAGCAAUACUGGCGGCUCCCGGAGACGGCGAGAUCCUGUCACAGUACGCUAAGAUAGUGUGGGAGCUCCACCACGAUGGAGAACGAGCUUCGAUCUACUUCCAGCAGGCGGUUCAAGCAUCUCCACAAGACAGUCAUGUGCUUGCAGCGUAUGCUGGUUUCUUGUGGGAAACAGAGGAAGCCGAAGAAGAAGACGGAGACUUGCAAGAUUUCUUCAUGAAAUCUAGCCGCGACGGAGCUCUGCCUCCUGUGAUUGUUUGAGAAGAACUUCUUAGUGUCAACAUGAACCGCAGUUGCUGAACUCUUGAAAAAUCUACAAUUUGAAGAGCCACUGCAUGUGGCCACCAAUUGCUGGAAAAAAAAAAUCCAGAGAUUUUUCCGUGCUAUGUUUUUGUUGAACAUGAGAAAUUGUUGAAAAAAUCAAGACUUAUAUAUGGCAACCAUAAGUUUUAGUAGACACUGUCAUAGAGGUUAAUUUUGAGUUGUCUUAGGCAUCUCUAAAUCUAAUGGUUAAAGAUUUGAAUGAGAUUUUUUUUUA